AUGCAGCCCGUGCCGUUCCCUCACAACUUGCUGAUCGACUACGGAAACAAUCUACCUUCAGAUGACCCCGACGCUGGCCACGACCACCUGCAGCGCUUCUGGGUCGAAGGCGUCUCCAUCACACCAGCACUACAGGCAAUUCUCGAACCAGCCAUCAAGUCCGGCUCCCUCCGCGAGCUGGCCCUCUGUUUCCCCGACCACAGGUCCCCCGACUGGGGCAGUGUCGACCAACCGGCGCAAGCGUUUCUCGAGCAGAUCCCCUGGCUGUACGGUGUCGAGAGCGUCCGGACACUGGGUCUCUUCGACUUCAAUCUCGACACCAACCUCUCCCUGCCGGACGUCGUGCAGUCCCCGGCCGGGGCCCCACGACGCCUGCCGGAGCGUGACCAGGCGAAGCUGCUUGUCAAAUUCAUUGAGACGUUCCCGAACCUCGAGACGCUGGUGCUGGCGUCGAGCCUUUGCGAGUCAAGGUCUAUUGCCGUCAUUACUGAGGCUGUGGCACGGCAGGGUAAGGUGAAGAAUAUAUACGUACAGGGCCACACGGGUGCCCAGAUGUACCUCUAG
Messenger RNA from Verticillium dahliae VdLs.17, 564 nucleotides. RefSeq lists its product as uncharacterized. The coding region runs from base 1 to 564 and encodes 187 amino acids. NCBI's taxonomy places the organism in Eukaryota, Fungi, Ascomycota, Sordariomycetes, Glomerellales, Plectosphaerellaceae. The transcript has a single exon. The record is from RefSeq and is a predicted model, not a curated record.